This is a messenger RNA of Mandrillus leucophaeus (drill), 636 nucleotides long. It is a transcript of the gene SPRR1A, whose product is annotated as small proline-rich protein 1A. The transcript is spliced from 2 exons. NCBI's taxonomy places the organism in Eukaryota, Metazoa, Chordata, Mammalia, Primates, Cercopithecidae. The coding region runs from base 73 to 321 and encodes 82 amino acids. The record is from RefSeq and is a predicted model, not a curated record.
CCAAGGGACCACACAGCCCAUUCUGCUCCAUAUACCAGCUUUCUGUCUCCAGAAAAAAAACACAUUUGAAGCAUGAAUUCCCAGCAGCAGAAGCAGCCCUGCACCCUACCCCCUCAGCCUCAGCAGCAGCAGCAGGUGAAACAGCCUUGCCAGCCUCCACCCCAGGAACCAUGCAUCCCCAAAACCAAGGAGCCCUGCCUCCCCAAGGUGCCUGAGCCCUGCCACCCCAAGUUUCCAGAGCCCUGCCACCCCAAGGUGCCUGAGCCCUGCCCUUCAACGGUCACUCCAGCACCAGCCCAGCAGAAGACCAAGCAGAAGUAAUGUGGUCCACAGCCAUGCCCUUGAGGAGCCAGCCACUGGAUACUGAACACCUUACCCCAUUCUGCUUAUGAAUACCAUUUGCCUAUUGACCCUGUGGUUAGCAUGCUGUCACCCUGAAUCAUAAUCCCUCCUUUGCACCUCUAAAAAGAUAUUCCUUUCCCUCACUCUGGAGGGCUCCUGUGCCUCUGAGUAAGGCUGAAAGUCUCACUGACUGAACUAGUCUUCUUGUUGCUCAGGGUGCAUCUGAGGAGGGAUUUGGGGAGGGAUCAAGUGAACCAUCCCUGGUCUUCCCUCAAUAAAUAACUUUUAACUCCA